GUCUAACUCGUAUGCUAACGAUCCAGCUGGAUAAUGAUAAAUACAACCACAGUAACGUUGCAUAUUUCCCAUGCACCAUCUGGGUAAAAAACAUCUAUUUUACUCUUGUAAAUGCCUGCAUAUUUAAGGUUAUAUAUGACCAUCUGUCUACUGUACUUACAAGAUUUACCAAUUCAACAGACUAUGCUGAACACCCCGAAAAGCGAUAUGAGAGCAGUUCUACUCGACAAUAAGCUUCAUCGUGUGUUUGAAAACGUCCGGCAAAAUGGGACUAAAUACUAUCGUUACUUGGUAUUCCCUAUGAAUGGCAACGGAGACAAAUCACUGAAAAUUACACCGUACCAUUGGACAAUUCUUUUCUUUGAUGUUAGGAAAAAAAAUUGGAUGCACUACAAUUCGUUGAGAAAGAGAGACGGCAGAGAUCCACUCCUGAAGGACGCCACCUUUGUGAAAAAAUAUGUGGAGAAUUACAUGAAGGAGAUGCAUGCUGAGCUGAAGAACCAAAGUGCAGGUACGGAAAUACUCUUUGAAGAACAGAAUUUUGAUGCUCCAAUCUUCUCACCUCAACAUGCUCCACAACAAGAAAGUACAUCGGUUGAUUGUGGUGUUAUUGUGUGCAUUCUCAUGGAAGUAUUGGCGCACCUUGAGCCAAUCCCAAAAACAUUGACAAAGACUGAAAUUGACAAGUAUAGAGUCGGUUUAGUAUCUCGAUUUUUGAACGAUGAAGGUAGAAGCUGGACGAUAAAGAAAUGGGAAGCAAGAAGGAUGGGGAAGGCGUCGCAAUGAGCGUCUGUGCAUUUUUUGGUGUUUCCGAUACAUUAUUUUUGGGUUUAGGAUUUUCUUUGGUUAAGGGGUCUUAACAUUUUGAUCGGAUUUGACUUCGCCUAUUAACUGUUAGUGAUGGUCUGUUUU
Rhododendron vialii is the source of this 912-nucleotide messenger RNA. RefSeq lists its product as uncharacterized. Gene Ontology annotation, molecular function: cysteine-type peptidase activity. Lineage: Eukaryota; Viridiplantae; Streptophyta; Magnoliopsida; Ericales; Ericaceae. Gene Ontology annotation, biological process: proteolysis. Bases 112 to 786 code for a protein of 224 amino acids. The record is from RefSeq and is a predicted model, not a curated record. The transcript is spliced from 3 exons.